Messenger RNA from Ramularia collo-cygni, 1296 nucleotides. Its product is annotated as probable mannosyltransferase involved in N-linked and O-linked glycosylation. The record is from RefSeq and is a predicted model, not a curated record. Bases 1 to 1296 code for a protein of 431 amino acids. Gene Ontology annotation, molecular function: alpha-1,2-mannosyltransferase activity. Gene Ontology annotation, cellular component: Golgi apparatus; membrane. NCBI's taxonomy places the organism in Eukaryota, Fungi, Ascomycota, Dothideomycetes, Mycosphaerellales, Mycosphaerellaceae. Gene Ontology annotation, biological process: cell wall mannoprotein biosynthetic process; protein O-linked glycosylation; protein N-linked glycosylation. The transcript has 2 exons.
AUGGCCGGCUCAACCAAGUACCUCCGCUACAUUCUGUUCGCCUUUGUGGCCAUUGUCGUCAUCUUCUUCAUCUCCUCGUCCUCGCAGGUUCCCGGCGGCACUCACCUCCAAUCCGCCGCCGAGGUGCUGAAGGCCCAGGGAUUGUUCAAAGGCACCCACGACACUGCCACCUCCAACACGGGCAAUGCAUUCGUGCAAGAUCCACCAAAAGAUGAGAAGAUCGCCGUGCCGCAGCACAAUCUCCCCGUCUCCCACGAUACCUCGCCCAAACCCGAUGCGGGCACGAGCCAGAGCCUGCUGCCUGCUGUCAAGGCCCCGGGUGCGCGCAUGAACGCGACUUUCGUGACACUUGCGCGAAACUCCGACGUGUGGGAGAUCUCGCGCAGUAUCCGACAGGUCGAGGACCGCUUCAACCGGAAUUACAACUACGACUGGGUCUUCCUCAACGACGCCGAAUUCGAUGACCAGUUCAAAAAGGUCACCACUGCUCUCACCUCUGGCAAAGCAAAGUACGGCAAGAUUGAUUCGGCGCAUUGGGGAUUCCCUGAUUUCAUCGACCAGGAAAAGGCGAAGAAGGUGCGCGAGGACAUGAAGGAGCGCAAGAUCAUCUACGGCGACAGCAUCAGCUACAGGCACAUGUGCCGUUACGAGUCGGGCUUUUUCUUCCGCCACCCUCUUCUGCUCGAGUACGAGUGGUACUGGCGCGUGGAGCCCUCGAUUGAGCUGUACUGUGAUGUGGGCUACGACCCCUUCAAAUUCAUGGCAGACAACAAGAAAAAGUACAGCUUCGUGCUUUCUCUCUACGAGUAUGUGGAGACUAUUCCAACCCUCUGGGACAGCGUGAAGAAAUUCAUGAAGCAGCACCCGGAGCACAUCGCAGAGGACAACAGCAUGGCGUGGCUCUCAGACGAUGGUGGCGAGACCUACAACCACUGCCAUUUCUGGUCCAACUUUGAGAUUGGCAAUUUGGAUUGGCUGCGAAGCCCGGCAUACAUCGACUACUUUGAGCAGUUGGACAAAGAUGGCGGUUUCUUCUACGAGCGCUGGGGCGAUGCGCCAGUGCACUCCAUUGCAGCAGCACUGAUGCUGAAGAAGGACGAGAUUCACUUCUUCAAUGACAUUGCGUACUACCACGUGCCAUUCACCCACUGUCCGACUGGCGAGCAAAUCAGGCUCGACAACAAAUGCCACUGUAACCCCAAAGACAACUUUGACUGGAAUGGUUACUCUUGCACUAAACGCUGGUACGAAAUGAACAAGACGCCCAUGCCUGCCGGUUYCGAGAAGGAACAGUGA